GGCCACCACAAAAGACGCACACGGCAAUCUCCGAAGAAGCUUCCGCGGCUCCGGUUCUCCGUUUCUCCAAAAUUUUCAGUUUGAUAACGCCCGCCGGACGGUGAAGAACGCGCCGUUCUCGAUAUCUCGGAUAAAUAUAUAUAUACAUAUUAUAAGUGAACAAAUAUAUAAGUGAACAAAAAUAUAAUAGAUCGAUCUCGCCAUGAAGUCGAUGUGCUGUGUUAGUGCUGUGAUUACACUCCUGCCCCUCGUACUCCUCUCCAGACCCACCGAUGCCCAGUUCAACCAGCGCCGGCAAGUUCGCCAGAACUGCAUCACCCCCGAGAACUACUAUGGAAGUUGCGUGACCCUGACCUACUGCCCCCAGGUGGUGAACAUCUUCAGGACCACCAACAGGGAUCGGGCCCAGCGCUAUGUGAUCGCCCUGCAGCGCAGCUGUGGCACCCGCAACAUCAACGGGGAUCCGGUGAUCUGCUGCACUGAACCCAGAUAUGACCAGGUCACAGAGCGACCUCCGAACCCCUUCUUUCCCACAGCGCCACCGCCUCCGCCCGAAGUGAACGAUAAUGACUUUCUGAUAACUAUCCCGAGAACAACUACGACGACCACCUCGACCACGACGACCACUCCAGCUUCUCUACCGAUCACCUCAUCGGCGCCACUGGUGGAUCAACGGGGACCCUUGUGCCGAGGACCAGACACCAAACCCGGAAAUUGUGUGGAACUCAAGGAAUGUGCUUCGCUGUUGAAUGAACUGCUGGUAAAGCAGCGGGAUGAGACCUUUUCCAAUUUCCUGCGUGCCUCCAGAGUGAUUUGUGGCAACCAGGGCACCCGGGUGUGCUGUCCCAACGGACAGACGGUCACCACUCCGCCUCCCGUUCUGAUCAAGAACUCGGACGAAGUGCCUCGUCGGCUGUUGAAUGUGGAGGAGGGAUGUGGCUAUACGGUCGGCUACUACAAGAAGAUCGUGGGCGGUGAGGUGAGCCGCAAAGGGGCGUGGCCAUGGAUAGCACUACUUGGAUAUGAUGACGCCUCCUCGUCGCCGUUCAAGUGCGGCGGAACCCUGAUCACCGCCAGACACGUACUCACUGCGGCCCAUUGCAUCAGGGGUGAUCUGCAAUUUGUGCGUUUGGGAGAACAUGAUCUGUCCACGAACACGGAGACUCCCCAUGUGGAUAUUAAGAUUGCUAGGUACGUGGCCCAUCCUGAGUACAAUCGUAAAAAUGGACGCAGUGACAUGGCCAUCCUGUACUUGGAGCGUAAUGUGGAGUUCACCAGCAAGAUCUCGCCCAUCUGCCUGCCGCACACGGCCGCUCUGCGCCAGAAGUCCUACGUGGACUACAUGCCCUUCGUCGCCGGAUGGGGCAGGACAAUGGAGGGCGGUCAGUCGGCCACCGUGCUCAAUGAACUCCAGAUUCCCGUCUACGACAAUGCGGUGUGCCAGCAGAGUUAUGCGAAGGAGAAGCGCUACUUCUCGGCCGAUCAGUUCGACAGCGCCGUCAUCUGCGCCGGAGUUUUGACCGGCGGCAAGGAUACGUGCCAGGGCGACUCCGGCGGACCACUGAUGGUGCCGGAACCGUACGAGGGCAGACAGCACUUCUACCUGAUCGGCGUGGUGUCCUACGGCAUCGGCUGUGCCCGUCCGAAUGUGCCAGGGGUUUACUCCAGCACACAGUACUUCAUGGACUGGAUCAUCAGCCAGGUCCAGCAGACGCCCUAAGUUGCCAUCUUAAGCCAAACUAAUCUUAUCAAAAUAAAUCUGUAGUCGGAAUAAAACGAUUGAUAUUCUAAAACCAA
Messenger RNA from Drosophila elegans, 1797 nucleotides. RefSeq names its product venom protease. The transcript is spliced from 6 exons. The coding region runs from base 203 to 1720 and encodes 505 amino acids. Lineage: Eukaryota; Metazoa; Arthropoda; Insecta; Diptera; Drosophilidae. Gene Ontology annotation, molecular function: serine-type endopeptidase activity. The record is from RefSeq and is a predicted model, not a curated record. Gene Ontology annotation, biological process: proteolysis.